AUGUUCGUCCCCAAUAGAGGCCUCCACGUGGCCAGCAGAGCUCUUGCCAGAAGCAAGCCUUUAACUUUUGGUCCUACUGCCGAUAUAAAGCUCAGGGAGCCAAUCGUGCCUAAGCAUACCAACUUCGAUGUUUCUCCAGACCAUCCAUUAUGGGCCUUCUUCCCUAAAGGUAACAAGACCGAGCGUGCUUUACAAACCCAUGAUGAGGUUGCAAAAGAUGUCCGUGCUUGGACUAUGCCUGAGUUGCGUAGGAAAUCGUUUGAAGAUUUACAUAAGAUCUGGUACUUGACUUUGAAGGAAAGAAACAUAAUCGCUACGGAGCUCCAUGUCGCAAAAGCCACGGGAAACUCUACAUACUUUGGUGCGCUGAAGGAACUGCUCAAGUUAACGCAAAAGAGAAUCAAGCAGACUCUUCUUGAAAGACAAACAGCCAUCGAGAAGGCCCAGACAUUGACUGAUGAGAUUUCCGCGUACUUGGCUGAGUUCGAGGAACAGUACGUGAACGCCAAUGAGGCAGACACUUCGCUCAUUAAUGACAAACUUGUUCGUUUGCAGUAUGCUAUCUUUGGUAUUGAACCUACCCUUGAAGACUACGACUUGGACAGAGACAUCACUGUCAGGUUCGUGGAUGGUCUCAAGUACGUUGCAAACUUGAAGGUCAAGAGAUACUUGGCCCAGCACCAUCCUGAUGCGCUAGAUUUGCCUCUUAACGGCGUCAUGGAGGAAUUACCAUUCUUGUUGCGUGACACUGAGACUGCUAUUGAAGAGGUGAAGACGCUAAGAGAAUCUGGCCAGAGUGUGAAGCUCGACAAGAUCGAUGUCUUCCCAUUCUUGAGAAACGCCUUGUCCCAGGCUAUAGAGGCCGAGGCUGUCGCCGUGGAAGAAUCGGCAUAG
Candidozyma haemuli is the source of this 894-nucleotide messenger RNA. Its product is annotated as mitochondrial 54S ribosomal protein uL29m. The coding region runs from base 1 to 894 and encodes 297 amino acids. Gene Ontology annotation, cellular component: mitochondrial large ribosomal subunit; mitochondrial ribosome. Lineage: Eukaryota; Fungi; Ascomycota; Pichiomycetes; Serinales; Metschnikowiaceae. The record is from RefSeq and is a predicted model, not a curated record. Gene Ontology annotation, molecular function: structural constituent of ribosome. Gene Ontology annotation, biological process: mitochondrial translation. The transcript has a single exon.